Molecule: messenger RNA, 852 nt
Organism: Talaromyces marneffei
Lineage: Eukaryota; Fungi; Ascomycota; Eurotiomycetes; Eurotiales; Trichocomaceae
Exons: 2
Coding region: 1-852 (283 amino acids)
Molecular function (GO): oxidoreductase activity
Source: RefSeq, a predicted model, not a curated record
AUGCCAGCCCUAAAUAUAACAAGCACCCUUCCCCUCCCCCAAUCAACCGUCCAAAUCCCCCGCCUCGGAUUCGGCGUGUACCGCAACCACGGCGAAGAGUGCGUCCAGGGAGCCCUCACAGCCCUCAAGGCGGGAUAUCGACACAUUGACUCCGCCCAGUUUUAUGGCAACGAGAAGGAAGUCGGCGAGGCGUUUCGGAAAUCUGGCUUGAAAAGAGAUGAAGUCUUUAUAACCACCAAGAUCAUGAGUCCCGGUGGAUCGCCGCAGGCAACCUACGAAAAGAUCAUUGAGAGUAUUGAUAAGAUUUCAGGCGGGGACAAGGAUGGGUUUGUGGAUUUAUUUUUAAUUCAUAGCCCCAAGUCCGGACCGGCUGGUAGAAAGGAGUUGUGGCAGGCACUGGAAAGAGUGUUGGAGGAAGGGAGGACGAAGAGCAUUGGUGUGAGUAAUUUUGGGGUUGGUCAUAUCGAGGAGAUGAAGGGUUAUGCGAAGGUUUUCCCGCAGGUUAAUCAGAUUGAGCUCCAUCCAUGGUGUCAACAGCGACAGACAGUCCGAUACUGCCAACAGUAUGGCAUUGUCAUCGAGGCCUAUUGUCCCCUUGUCCGCGGCAACAAGUCCAAUGAUCCUACGCUUGUGGCGUUGGCUCAAAAGUACGGAAAGUCGACUGCGCAGGUAUUGGUUCGGUAUAGUCUACAAAAGAACUGGGUCCCGCUACCCAAGAGCUCGAAUCCAGAACGAAUUGCUGCCAACGCCGACGUAUUUGACUUUGAGAUUACUCAGCAGGAUAUGGACGUUCUGAAUGGGUUGGAUCAGGGCGCCGCUGGGGCUAUAGUCGAAGCGGUGGACGAGUAUUAG